GGCGGCGGAGGAGGAAGAGGAAGAGGAGGAAGAAGAGACGGACGGCGGUACGUGCGCGUACGGAGCGGAGCGAGGCGAGAACGAGCGGAUCGAGGACCGACUGGCCGGCCAUGGAGAAGCGGAUAGAACUCGAGAAGCGGGGAAAGAAGCCCGGCGACAUCAAAGAACUUGUUCUUGAUAACUGCCGGAGCACGCAAAUUGUGGGUCUGACAAACGAAUUCAGCGCCCUGGAGUCAUUAAGUCUUAUCAACGUGGGUCUUACCAGUCUAAAAGGCUUCCCAAAGUUGUCCAGUCUUAAAAAGUUGGAGCUAAGUGAUAAUCGGAUUUCGGGCGGUUUAAACCUGCUUGAUUCGAGCCCCAAGCUGACUCAUCUGAAUUUGAGUGGAAACAAGAUCAAAGAUCUCGAUACGCUACAGCCGCUGAAAGAGUUCAAGAACCUGAAGAGUCUGGAUCUGUUCAACAAUGAAGUGACAAAUAUGGAUAAUUACAGGGAGAAGGUCUUCAAUCUUAUUCCCAGUCUGCGAUAUCUUGACGGAUAUGACGCUGAUGAUUGCGAGGUCGACAGUGAAGGGGAGGAUGACGAAGUCAAUGGAAACGAAGAUGGAGAAGGAGCUGGCAAUGAAGAGGACAGCGAAGAAGUUUCAGAUGAAGAAGACGAGGAGUUUCUAGAUGACGAUCCAGGAUUAGAUAUUGUCUACAAGGAUAAAAUCGAGAGUGACGAGGAGGAUUAUUUGGGAGAAGAAGAGGAGGAAGAUGAUGAUGAGGAUAAUGAAGAUGAGGAGCAGGAAGAAGAAGAAGAAGAGUCUCCUGUUCGAGGAAAGAAAAGAAAAAUUGAUGAAGUGGGAGAGAAUUUGAACGCUUAAGAUGGAGAGGGCUGUCUCUGGUACUGUUGAAUGAGUGUAAAAUUCAUAUAAAUAAUAACAAUAAUUGCGAAGCCGAGUGAACAGCUGGGAAUCAAACUAAUCGACCGACCAAUGACAGACUACAGUUAGUGAUAUGAAUUUAUCAGUAAAUCAUUGACUGCGAGAAAAUUGUUUGUCUAACAACAAAAGAUUUAUCGUACGACAGAAAGCGGAAUGUGAAUGGAUAGGCGUGAGGCAAACUGGAAAAGAUAAUGAUGGCAUAAAAAUAGGGCUGCAUUCCAGCUGGACACAGCACAGUUUUAGUUAUACUAACGAUAUUUUAUAUAGAGUAUAUAGAGUUAGCGUAUUAGUGGUGUUGCAUAGAGAAGGGAGAAAGAUCGGGGAGAAAAGGCACACUAGAGGAAGGGGGUAGAGAGGGGUGGGCGAGAGUGAGAGUAUAAGAGAACGAGCGAGAUUGCGCGUGUGUGUAUGCGCGUGCGAGAGAGACGGAAAUAGAUCGCGGGAGGUACCGAAGUUUUACACUUGAAGGAGCAUCUUGUCUGUUAGCUCCAGUCGGCCAAAGGCUGGUCACGCUGGAAUGCGGUCAUCGUUAAUCAGUAAUAAGGUUACAUAAGUUACAUUUUAAAUACAUUAUUAUUGUACCGUGAAUAAGUAUAGAGUAAACGAGGAACAACUUUUGUACAGGUUUACACCAUACAUCGAGGUGCAUUAUAUGCCUCUGUGAUUUUUGGGACAGAAAAUAAAGAGAGAAAAAUAUAUGUUACUCGUAUACGUGUGAGCGUAUAUAUCCGACGAGGGUGAGAUGGGGGGAUUAAAGAAGACGUUAAAAAAAAAACCUGAAAAGAUACGGAACGUUCGCUGUGGAUAAUGCGCGAAUCGCGCGUGUUCUUCGCGGGAACGUUCUACAGUACGAAGAUGUCCGAUAUCAACGAGAGACGGAUAGCGAAUAGAAAAUAAUAUCGUAAUAUUUAUAUUAUUGUUUUCAAUCGCGUGAUUCCGACGACAGAGGGGCGAGAGUUUAGACGGAUUACAAUCCAGACACGUGGAACACACGAAAUUCUCCGAUACACCUCGAUCGACGUGUGAGCGUUGCACGUAAACGCGGACCCGGUGUUAUCCUAACUUAGACUUUUUUCUAGUAAGCUUUAAGUUCCAGAUAUUCUAUAUACAACGGCGAUCGGCCGUCCAACGCAUGGCUGUUAGGAUUAUUGUUAUUUACUCUCGGGCAUUGCGUAAAUGUUGUGCUCUAAUAUAACAUAAAAGAAUCAAUUUGAUUAUUACGAUUUACGAUAUUCUCCCACUUUUGAAGAUAAUUGUACAGUUGUAUAACUUGAUUCUAUUUUCUUUUAUAUAUACAAUAUAUAUUAUAUAUAUAGAUAUACCUAAGGCAUCACAGCUUUAUUGUAUUUUCUUUUAUCUAUCUAUUCUAUAUGAGGUCAAUAUUCUUAUUUAGCAAACAGAAAAAGAACGAAAUAUCAAGAAACAUAUUUGUUUUGUUUUAACGAAGAUUUUUUUAAAAAUUUAAUAUUCAAUUUUUUAGCUAUUAGAUGUAAAUUGAAAAGCUUGCGAAAGAUGAAAAGUGACGCAUUAUUUCCAAUAGAAAGAAGAUACGAUAAUUCUAGGACAUCCUGUGAAUGCCGAAGUAUGGACAAAUUAUGUUGAUUAAUAAUGCGAUUUUAAUUUCUACGUGACAUUAUGUAACUGCAGUAGGCCUCAGUCUUUGGAACGAAUUACUAAGGAAACAAAAGUCAACAUCGUGUGCAUCAAACGAUUAACCUUUAAUUUCUGUCUCUGAAGUUACCAUUGCGCUGAUACAUUUCGUGAUGAAUAGGGAAGUGCGAGGUUGAGAGAGAGGUAAUGGAGAUUCAUGAAUAUAUUAUGAUUAAUAUUAAAUUACGAGUAUGAUUUUAAGAAACAAAAUAUUUACACUUGCGCUUUCGCACUUUUGAAUUGUACUAAAGUCAGAAACGCAAAAUUAGAUUUAGGGCAAGAACAAAAAAGGAAAACUUGUAUGAAAAUGAGACACAUUCAACGAGACAGGCGCAAGAUAAAGGGACUUGCAGGAUUGAUCAGACGAUGUAGUUAAUGGUGAGAUUGCGACGAGUGGACUGGGACAGAGAUAACCAAUUAACUACGUAAUCGUGUGAGAAUGAUGGAUGGGAGUACAGUAGCGCUUGAGAGAAUGCGAAGAGAGAGAGAGAAAGAGAGAGACGAUCGGUUUUAUAAGGAAAAAAAAAGAAUAAAAAAAUAAUAAUGCGGUAGUAUCGAGAGGACCUGGCGCCUCCUUGUCGCCAGUUUGGUUAUGGCCUUAUCCAAUUUUUCCAAGACUAAAAGCAAAUUUAUAUUAGGUACAAUGAGUAUAUGUGAACAUGUACAGGUCCAAAUCUGUAAAUUUCCAAUCUGCAAUUUGUAAUUGCGGCUCGCGCGGAAGCGUUUAUUAAGCGUUAAAUUAUAAAUAUAAUUAAGAAUUUAAAUUAUAAAUAAUUAAAAACACAUUCCGCGCGCCCCGCGACACACGUGUGUACACGUAACGAAACACAUAUUCCCACACACACAUACAUACAACGCACACAGACACAUACGACACACUUUUGUCAAUUGCGAUUUUGGAUAGACCAUUUAAGUAAGGGAAAAAGAAAAUUUGUCUAUCACCCCCCCCCCCUUCUAUUAUCAAAUAUUACAUCUGUGUACUGUCUGUCUGUUCCGUUGUUAAAAUGGAUUUUUAUCAUAACGUUUGUUUAUUUCGAGCAAUCCUCAUCACACAAAAUAAGAAAAGAUAAUUUAUUAAUAAAACCAUUUUCAAAUCAACGAUGGUGUAUCCGAUAUAUGUAUUGACAAGUGAACCUAGCUUUUGCACUUGUUUUUUUACUGCGCUUUCGGCGUUAUUAUAUAUAUCUGUUUUUUUUUCAUUCUCGCUUAUAAGUUAUUUUUAGAUUCUUCAGGAAAUAUCCUUUAUAUAUUUAUUUUCUAACUCGCCGAUCAUCUUAAUUGUGAGUUUUAGUCUCGCUAUAUCAAUCGGAUAUACAUAGAUAUAAGUGGAAGUAUAUAUACAUAAUUGAAGAUAACUAUAUUUUAAGGAGAAACAUUUCGUAAUUAAUCUGUAUAAUUCAUUUUCAAUUAUAUUGGUUCUAAAUUGAGCAAUGUAUCCUAUAAAGUACAUACAACAUA
Molecule: messenger RNA, 4031 nt
Organism: Vollenhovia emeryi
Lineage: Eukaryota; Metazoa; Arthropoda; Insecta; Hymenoptera; Formicidae
Gene: Mapmodulin
Product: acidic leucine-rich nuclear phosphoprotein 32 family member A
Exons: 8
Coding region: 111-863 (250 amino acids)
Cellular component (GO): nucleus
Molecular function (GO): histone binding
Source: RefSeq, a predicted model, not a curated record